UUUGUGACUGAGUUGUGAGUACUUAAAGAAUGUUGUGGUGACCGCUAUGUUGACCACGUUGAGUGCUACGUUAUACCCGCCGGAUAAUUGUUUGUCGAGCUACAAACUGGUACAUCUUCUGGUGACGCGGAUUACAGCGCGCGCGGCGCAGCGGGAGGCCAGCAAGGCCAAGGAGAGCGGGCAGGGCGCCGGCAACCAGCUGGAGCUGGGCGCGCCGCGCUCGGGGCCCUACUUCGACAAGGUGGCCUCCAAGAACGUGACGGCGCUGCUGGGCAAGACGGCCUACCUCAACUGCCGCGUCAAGAACCUCGGCAACAAGACGAUGGUGUUCCAGGUGUCGUGGGUGCGCCAUCGCGACAUCCACCUGCUGACGGUGGGCCGCUACACCUACACCAGCGACCAGCGCUUCCGCGCCAUCCACCACCCGCACAGCGAGGACUGGACGCUGCAGAUCAAGUACCCGCAGCACCGCGACACGGGCAUGUACGAGUGCCAGAUCAGCACCAACCCGCACAUGAGCCACAUGAUUCACCUGGAGGUGGUCGUCGGCCCAAACAGUGGGUAA
Messenger RNA from Gryllus bimaculatus (two-spotted cricket), 565 nucleotides. The record is from the annotation of a GenBank genome assembly. NCBI's taxonomy places the organism in Eukaryota, Metazoa, Arthropoda, Insecta, Orthoptera, Gryllidae.